This is a messenger RNA of Protopterus annectens (West African lungfish), 4840 nucleotides long. It is a transcript of the gene PAQR3, whose product is annotated as progestin and adipoQ receptor family member 3. The record is from RefSeq and is a predicted model, not a curated record. The transcript is spliced from 7 exons. Lineage: Eukaryota; Metazoa; Chordata; Ceratodontiformes; Protopteridae. The coding region runs from base 342 to 1277 and encodes 311 amino acids. Gene Ontology annotation, molecular function: signaling receptor activity. Gene Ontology annotation, cellular component: membrane.
CACGGAGUAUAAUCUAGAGCUUGGGACUAGAGUUUCUGGUAACCGAGUGUAAAACAGUGUGUCUGUAUAUAUAUAUAUAUAUAUAUACACACACACACACAGAUAAACUUGUUAAGCGCGCUUAGUUUUACACAUUUGUCUUUUGCUCGGCGGUCCUCCUGUAAUUUUUGAAAAUGAGACUGCUACUAGAUAAUUGAAUUACAAUUUUGUUUACGAUCUGUUGCAUAACUUAUUGAAUUGGAUAACGUAGGAAACUGAACUGAGUUCCCUCCCAAUACUUGCUUAAGGCGAGGACCCACGGACCCCUUAAUAUACAGCUAGAGGUACUUUGUUUUACCACAAUGUCUCAGAAAACCAUGAAGACCACCCAUUACAUUGAGCUGGGAAGUUAUCAGUACUGGCCUGUACUGGUGCCACGUGGGAUACGUCUGUACACUUAUGAACAGAUUCCAGUCUUCUUAAAAGAUAAUCCGUAUAUAACUGAUGGUUACAGGGCUUAUUUACCUUCCAGCCUUUGCCUAAAAAGUCUUUUCAUUCUGUCUAAUGAGACGGUGAAUAUUUGGAGCCAUCUCCUGGGUUUUUUCCUUUUUCUUUCAUUGGGUAUUUAUGACAUGGCUUAUGUGCUACCUUCAGUCAACGCCUCUAGGGAAGACUACGUCAUCUGUUCUGUUUGUCUUUUUUGCUUUCAGGUGUGCAUGCUGUGUUCUGUGGGCUAUCAUCUGUUCAGCUGUCACCGGUCUGAGAAAACAAGUCGUCGCUGGAUGGCAUUGGACUAUGCUGGUAUCUCCACUGGAAUAUUGGGAUGUUAUGUUUCUGGUGUAUUCUAUGCAUUUUACUGUCAUAAUUACUGGCGUCAAGUUUACCUGAUCACUGUGCUUGCCAUGGUUUUGGCUGUGUUCUUUGCCCAGAUUCAUCCUCAUUACCUCACUCAGCAGUGGCACAGGGUACGCUGUGUCAUCUUUUGCUCAGUCUCUAUAUAUGGAAUUGUCCCAACUAUUCACUGGAUUUGGCUGAAUGGAGGCAUUAGUUCACAUGUUGUACAGGAGUUUGUGCCUCGUGUUGUGGUGUUGUAUUUAAUUGCUGCUUUUGCAUUUGUUUUCUAUAUCUCCAAAGUUCCAGAAAGGUAUUUCCCAGGGCAGUUAAACUACCUUGGAUCUAGCCAUCAAAUUUGGCAUGCACUGGUAUUGUUAAUGCUUUAUUGGUGGCAUCGUUCAACAGUGCAUAUAAUACAAUACCAACACAGACAGCCUUGUCCAGAGUUUGUAAGCAGCUUCUAACAAAGUAGCAUCAGGUUUGUCCAGUGCUCCAAACAUCUGUGUCGUCUUAUCUCUCAAAAGUGCCUUUACUGGACUUCAAAGCACAUGCUAGCCUAAAUAUAUAGAAUCACUUCAUAGCUUUUGCGCUCCCAUGUUGACAAAAUCAAUUUGCUUGUUGCUUUACAUAUAUGCUUUCAAGUGUAUCUGAGGUAAAGAAUGGUGAGCAUAUUUUAUUUAUUAUUAUUCAAAAAAAACAUACGACUAAGUAAAUUGUUCAGCAGUAGGGAAGUAAGUAAGCUAAUAACCAUUGCUAUGUUAAAGAGAAUGAGAACAAAUGAUAAUGGAAUACUUUUAUUAUAAUUUUUUAUAAUUAUGUUUCACUAUUUAUGGCUGUAAGUGACAAGCAGUCACAAAGAAAUAACUGAUGUAAGGAUUUUUCUGAAAAUUGUAUCAACUAUGUAAGUUUAGCAGUGUGUUGUUUUCUAGUAUUAAAUUACAAGUUUAAUUCCUGCUUAUGGAAUUCUUCAAAAAUAGAGAUUGCUACUUCUUCUUGCUAUAGAAAAUAAGUUAUUUGGUAUGCUCUACUCCACCUCUGACAUCAGGCCCCCUAAGACCCACGUAGUGCAUUUAUUAUUAUAAACCCUCUUCAGGGGGCAACUGUUGGGUAGAAGGCUGUGUUUAUGGCUGAAGAGGAGUUUCUUGAAUAGCCUGGCAUUAUGGUGUGCAUGCAUGCAUUAUUUGUACAAGCAGUAGCAGAUUAAAUAUUUAUAAGCCCACCUGUUACUGACCCCCCCCCCCCUCAUAUCUUCAUCAAGGUGGCUAUGUGGUGGCGGGGCAUACAUCUCUUCAGUCCUCCCCAAACACAUGGAUUACUAGAUUUGAAGGUAGACCUCCUACCCUCAUCAUAACUCCUGCUUGCAAGAAGCCUAAAGAGUGGCACAUGCACACCACUGUAGAGCAGAAUAUGAUUAGCCAGCCUGACUGAAUAUCUCCAUCACAAAAAGUGUCUUAUAUUUUCAGAGGGUUUCAGCAAGCUUCCUACAAUCAUUUGAUCUAACUUUAUUUUUGUCUUUGCUAUCAGUAAAGGUAAACUUUAGUGGAUGUUGAUUCAUGUGAGCUUCCAGAGUGUAAUUGCUGCCUUGAGUGUAACCUACUUGAUGCUGUUCAGUGGUGAAUUGUGAAGAUGUACUUUUUUUUUUUUUUUUGGUCAAAGGAGCUUUACAGUGUAGUUGCUGACAAGAGUCAUAUUUUGUUGUCCUUGGACCAGAUUAGAAUAUUUACUGAUGGAAUGGUGUGUCUGGACACAUUUAUCCUAGAUGACAUAUAUUCCUUUAUACAUUGGACAGCUUUUAGACCAUUCUAAGGUUUGCCUUCUUUCUUGAUUUAGUUUACAGACAUUUUAAAACUUAACGUUUACUUGCACAUUACGUCAUUUCUAGGCCAGACACUUGGCAACUGUAAAUUGCAUUUUGAAGUAUUUUGGAAGAGUAGCAGCCUGGAGCAGCAGAUGCAGCAAUAAUAGGUAAAGGUGUAGGUAAAAGUGCUGAAUAAGGGGAAUAAAGAUGGCUUUUCAGCAGGACAUAGAUUCUUUUCGUGCCAUAUACAUAUAAAAUUUGUUUUCAAGUUAUUGUACAAAUAACUUGAGGAUAGCUAUGCUGAUGUGAUUGCUUUUUUUUUUUUUUUUUCCUUAAGGUUAGACUUGGCCUUGUCAAUUUGCUUUAUGUUAUAAUCUGACAACCCUUUAAUGGGCACCAGUGGUAGCACCUUGUUUUAUUUCCUUCAGAUAAUAUUGCAGUUGUUUUUGAUUUUUAUACAUCUUAAACUUGAGCAGGAACUUGUGAAGCUUUUCUUAGGAAAGAAUCUGUUCAAAAUGUAUUGCCUCUCCCAUGUCAGAUAGGGAAGGUAUCCAGAAUUUUGGCAGUAAAUACUAAAUUUAGUACAAGUACACUUGAGAAGGUUAAUCUGUGAGAAACUACUGAACUGUAUCAUGUAGGCACAAAUUCAAAUUUCUAACUCUUCAGUUGCAUACUGCUUGGCUGAACAAGUCACUGAUCCAUCCUAGUCUUCUGGGUCACCUAGUGGGUUUUUGUUUAAAAAUAGUAGAAACAGAGACCCUGUAAUUUAGCUUAGUUUAUACAUUAGAUGAAAGAUAAUGUUAUAGCAAAUUGACAGUAGUUUGCUUUGCCUGGUAAGAGGAAAUCUGAACUAAAGGCAACAUAUUUUUAUCUGUUAGUGCUGAAUAUGUACCGAAGGAAAGGACAGUGUAUACAGAUGUCAUUCUUAAAAAUACAGUGACAUGAGUAAAGUUAACCUGAAAAUCAGAAUCCCACUGGCAUAGGUGAUAUACCCCUGAUUUAUGGGUAUAGUCAUUUAAGAGACAUAUCAGAAUUUUUCCCAUCAAAACUCAGAACUUGUCUAGCCAACUGUGUGGGUAUAGAGAGACAAAUACUAGAUGAUCUGGGUUUGCUAAUAGUGUCUCUGUUGGAAUUGACCGUUGGGGGGGGGGGGGCAAGUCACGGAUUGCAGUGAUCCCUCAGAAGAAGGUUAGUAGAUGCAAAUAUGACCUGAAUAUAUUCAGCUUACCAUUCUUCUUUCUGGUGAUACUGUUAGGAUGCGUGUUGUGGCCCCACUGGUUAUGCAAGUCAUUGAAAGGUUUAGUGUGCCAUUGCUUGGAUGGCAGUCAGGGUUAGCUGUUGCCCAUGCUAGGAAUUACCUGGUAAAGGAAACAAAAGUAAAAAGCUUAUAGAAAAAAAUCUCAGAAUGUCAUCUGCAUUAGAGUUUUUUUCUAACUUUUGUACGUACUGCUAAUUUUUGAACUACUGCUGGAGAUUGAGACUGUAGUACUGCAUAGCCAGUUGCAUAAGAAAUAAUAAAUAGUUAAAUCCCUAUUAUACAAAACAUUUCAUAGUUGUAUUGGUUAUAGAAAAUACAAUUGAAAUGUACUUGAUGCAUUGUAGCAUCUAACGUGGUGUCAAAUUUAUUUGGAAUGCUUCGUGUAAAAAGUGUAGAUAAUACUGUACUGUAUUGUAUGGUUUUCCUAUGAUGUUGUAUUGUAUUGAUGUUUAUCUUAUGUUGAUCUUACCGUGCAAGGUUACAACAGCUCAUUUCUUUGUUCUGUACUUAAAUUGUAUUUAUUGUACUAACUCUUGUAUGAAUGUAACCAUAUAACUGAAUGGAAUGCCUUACAACUGUAUUGUAUAUUUUUCACAUACUGUUGUAUUAUAGUGUAUGUGUACCCUAUGCUUAUUUUACUGUAUUAUCAUAUAACAGCUUGUUUCUUUUGUUCUGUAUUUUAAUAGCUUGUAUUUAUUGCAUUUACUGUAGUAACCUUUUUGAGAUUUUCUCCCUGGGUCUCCACUGAAAAUGGGAUUCGUGCCCAGUCGGACUCUCCUAGUAAACAAAUGUAAAAUAAAUAAAUGAAUAAAUACUUCAGCAGACUGGCACAGUAUGAUCCAGAUUAUCCAAAAACCUUCAUUAUAAUAGUCUCACAUUAUUAUAGUGUACUGACUGCACACACUUUGUAUAUUGCAGUUCUGUUUCCAGUACCAUUGACACCUACCAAUAAACCUCAGAAAAAUAAAUGA